AUGAUAGGCCUUGAUCUAGGGGGCUUUAGGCUUGAGCAAAACCGGAACUUCAGGGGCUGCUACCCUGAAGGCUCAAAGGCAUCAACCACUGAUAGUGGAACUACUGCCUAUAAUGUGGAUUUUAAGUGCCAUACGGCGGGUCAAAACAAGUCUCUAUUGACGGAAAAGUUUGAAGAGCCCAGCCCAAUUCUACCUUGCCAUUGCAGUGUGAUGGGGGCAAACAUAACCAAUUGGGCAGAUUCGACUAAAUCGACCCGAUUGCACCAGAAUACAACCGACGAGGAGCAAGAUCCCGAUCCCACGCUCUAUUGCUCUAUUGCCAUUCGUGCCAACUUGCCUUGCCUUGGACCUUACGCCUGCAAGCCAUGCGCCAGAGAAACAGCCGGGCGCCAUUCUGAUUAA
This is a messenger RNA of Paracoccidioides brasiliensis Pb18, 402 nucleotides long. RefSeq lists its product as uncharacterized. The transcript has a single exon. Bases 1 to 402 code for a protein of 133 amino acids. The record is from RefSeq and is a predicted model, not a curated record.